Messenger RNA from Physella acuta, 1119 nucleotides. RefSeq lists its product as uncharacterized. Lineage: Eukaryota; Metazoa; Mollusca; Gastropoda; Physidae. The record is from RefSeq and is a predicted model, not a curated record.
UAUUUUUUUGAAGUAUCGACCGUCGUACCUAUUGGAUUGUUUGUAAACCAUUAUUCCUGGAGUACGUACGCAUACAACAACAUCAGAAAACAUCGGGUUGUUUUGAUGGUUCAGGAAAAAGAUAAAUCUAAUUUGAUUUUUGACGAAACAACUAUUUCAAAUGCAAGUUGGAGGGCGGUAGCAGAUACAACCAGCUGGAGAUUUGUUUACUUGAACAUAACGCCAGGACUCCAUGAGGCUUACACCACAGAAGGCGCGCCCUUCGGCUGCUACAUUUACGGGACUGGAGAUCGUAUUGGUAAUGUUUUCAAGGAAGCGUACGCUGCUAAUGUUGGAUUCAUUGUCGCCACUAUUUACGGGAACGUGUCUGGUGUCUUGCCUGAAAUGACAGCCGGGGAUAUGUUUGACAACGACAGGGACCAGCGAGUGGAUGAAGAGGCGCCGAACGGAAUAGAUGAUGAUGGUGAUGGCUUAAUCGAUGAGGACCUUGCAUUUCCCAAGACGAAUCAUGGGAAUUGGGGGCCCUGGAGCGAGUGGUUGUGUCCGGGAGUCUGUGGGAUGGCCAGAAGACACAAAGUCAGAACCUGUAGCAACCCGCCCGCCUCGGGCUACGGGCUGCCGUGUAAAGGUGUCAGCACGUUUACGGGUGGGAAUGAUUCGUGUCACACGGGGCAUAUCUGUCCUGAAGAUUGUGGAACUGGUACCUACCUGGUGGACUGUGUCGGUGACUGCUCCAACUGUGAGAAUGAUUGUAACAAGUUCAACGGCUCCUGUGACAGGUGUAGGCUGGGAUGGAUGGAUCCGUUACAUGCCUGUAAUACUGAGUGUCCAGAAAUGACGUUCGGGUUCCACUGCACAGGAUCUUGCAGUGAUAAAUGCAGCAACCACGACUGUCUAGACCGUAUACAAGGAACUUGUCCAGUUGUUGGACAGACCAGAGAUUUCAUGUUGUUACUGCCGAUCUUGUUAUUCUGCCCUAUUUGUUUCUUGCCGUGUAUAUUUCGCAGAAAAGUUCAAAUGUUACCAGAAUCUGAAGUUCAAGAUCUUACACUGCCGUUCUAGCCUGCCCAAAACUAUGAAGCCACGACUACAGAUAUAAACUUUAAUGUGGUGUUUUCU